Molecule: messenger RNA, 1396 nt
Organism: Psylliodes chrysocephalus
Lineage: Eukaryota; Metazoa; Arthropoda; Insecta; Coleoptera; Chrysomelidae
Source: the annotation of a GenBank genome assembly
UUAUAUUAUCAUGAUGUUAUAAAUAUAUUCUUUUGUUUUUUAAUAAAAAUAUUUGUUUCAGAUGCACUUAGGAAGUUUUCUUCUUAUAAGAUGGGCUAUGGUACUCGGCUGUUUACAAAAAGCUACAUUUACACUAGUGCCUCCAUGCUUACCUGAGUGUAUUUGCUUAUCUCAGACACAGGUAAUAUGCAAUUCGGGAGGACUACAAGAAAUUCCCAAGAAAAUGCUGCCUCCCUCGGUGGAACAUCUCUCCCUCACCCGCAACCACUUUCUCGUCAUCAAAAGCGACUCUUUCGCGGGACUUCGGUACUUAAGGAAACUUUCGUUGGACGGCAACAACAUUUCCAUUAUAAAGCCCUUCGCCUUCAGAGGAUUACCCCGUCUGAGAGAAUUAUCCAUCCAACAGACUUCUCUGACUACCGUCUCCCAAUUUGCGUUCGCCGGCUUGCAAAAUAUCAGCGCCAUCUAUCUGAGCUACAACAAGAUAAAGAGGAUCGAAUCGUAUGCAUUUGCGGGCACUUCCAAUUUGAAGCUGUUAGUUUUAACGAACAAUCCUUUACACAAGAUCGAACGGCAUGCGUUUAGCGGAUUAAACAACGUGGAAAGAAUUCAUUUACCUUCCGGCAUCCGGUCAAUAGAACCGGAUUCUUUCGAUGGAUUAGACACCGUAGGAUAUAUCAAAUUAGCUUUCAUGGAUCUUCCAGGCCUUUCGGCAGACAUGUUCAAAGGUUUAACUAACAUCGGAGUCCUUUCAAUACAAGAAUCAGACUUGGGUAUAUUGGAAGGCUCGGCCUUUAACGGCAUGUCUUUGAUAAAGAAUUUUAAUAUACUUAAUAAUAAAAUAGAUGCUAUAGAAUAUUUCAAUAUAACCGAAGAACAGAAAAUUACGCAUUUGAAAUUCCAGGGUAAUCAUAUUUUAGAAAUACCUAAAGCGGAUGCUUUACUGAUAGAAGUUGAUAAACUCACUGUGAUAGGGAAUCACUUUCCGUGCAAUUGUCAUAUUCACUCGCUUUUAGAGGGACCUUUAACUAAUGGUAGCAUACCGGAAUUUAUAUCUAAAAAUUUUUGCAUAUCACCUUUAGAAGUUAAUGGUUUACCUAUGAGUAGUUUAGAUGUAGAUACCAUCGGAAGGUGCGAAGAAGAUGUAUCGAAAAGUAACCUAGAAGAUUGCAAGUAUUCUUUAAAUAGAUCCUACAAAUUGUACCAUAAUGAUUUUAAUAGUAUGUGCAUUGUAUUAACCAGUAUACUUAUGCUUAGGUGAAAAUUAAAUUAUUAGCAAUAAAUUGUAAUGUUGUGGAUAGAUGUUUAUCGAAUUUUAUAUAAGAAUAAUUGUAAAUACGUUUUUUGUAAGAAAUGUAGUAUACACAAUAAUACGAGGUUUGUUCAAUAAGUUUAG